ACAGUCUACAAAAAAAUUGUGUCAUCAAACAAGGAAAUGGACCUGACAUAUUAAUCUUUAGAUGUCAAUUUAUUUAUGUCAACACUUUUAUUACAAUCGCAUUAAGUGAAGUUUGUAGAAGUGGAAACGACUAGACGACACAAAUCAAAAUGUAUUUGAAGGAAUACAGAAUUUGCAUGCCAUUGACAGUGGAAGAGUAUCGAAUCGGCCAGCUGUUUAUGAUUGCCAAACACAGUCAUGAGCAAAGUCAGAAUGGGGAAGGUGUGGAGGUGGUAAAAAAUGAACCCUGUGAACAUGAGGUGCAUGGCAAGGGACAGUACACAGAGAAACGUAUACACCUGUCUAGCAAACUUCCCACCUGGAUCCGGUCCAUGAUUCCUCAGAUAUUCUACAUCACAGAGAAAGCUUGGAACUAUUACCCCUAUACGAUCACAGAAUACACUUGUUCCUUUAUUCCAAGAUUUUCUGUUCAUAUAACCACAAGAUAUGAGAACAACAAUGGGACCACAGAAAAUUGUUUGAACCUCAGUGAAGAGGAGUUGGGUCAGCGUGAAGUGGACUUCAUUGACAUUGUGAAUGAUCCAAUCCAGGAACGCCAUUACAAGGACUCUGAGGACCUCACGAAAGUAAAGUCCACCAAAGCCAACCGAGGACCCUUUGAUAAGAACUGGCGGAAUACCAGUGAGCCAAUUAUGUGUUCAUACAAAGUUGUGCGCUGCUUUUUUGAAGUAUGGGGCCUUCAAACAAAAGUGGAGGAAUACGCACAAAAGUCGUGCCGUGAUGUUAAUCUUCUGGGACACAGGCAGGCAAUAUCCUGGAUGGAUGAGUGGAUAAACAUGAGCAUGACAGACAUACGAGACUACGAGAACCACAUGCAGAAAAAGACAAAUGAGAAAGUACUCAAAAACCAGGAUAAGACGACAGCAGAAGAGAACUCCUAACAGACCUUGGCAACCUGCUUGUUGUUUUAAAAAUUGCUAUAGAGAAAACUGGUUCAGCUAUAGAUAAAAAUGGUAAACCUAUAGAGAAAACAUGUUAUGUAGCUUAUUUCAUUGAUUCGUUAUAGUAUUGUAAAGUUGACAGUGUCGUUUUUUAUAUAAACAACAGGCAUGUUUAAGUGUUGUUUAUUUCAUAUAGAAUUUUUAUUAAAAGCUUGAAAUCUUUUUAUGAUUCGGUUUUUUGUUAACUUUUAAUCCAAAAUGAACAAAUUUAGCUUUUGUCUGCUGAAAUAGGACUUUAAAAUGUAUGAGAAAUCCAGGCUUGCUGUCCAUUGUUACCCUGGUCAUAUUUGGACCUAGCUGCUCAAAACAUGAACUAUUCAUUUUUUUUUUACUUUGAAACAUAUCAAACUUGGAAACAUGUCAAACUUUGAAACAUGUGAAAUUAAGGAACAUGUUAAUUAAGAUAAAGAGUUUACAUUUACAUAACUUGUUAAUCAUAUGUCAUUACACUGGUAUUUGCUCGACACUGGAAAGAUUUUUUUUUUUAAUAGACUGACAAUAUUUUAAGCACCUUGUCCUUGUAUAUUAUGAGAUUUUUCCACUAGCGUGUUCAGUAUGUGGUCAGGGCUCUUUUCCUUGUUAGAGAAUGGCCGUUCUUCACAAAUUUGAGAAGUUUGUGACCCAAAUUUUCACAAUUUAUACAAAUUUGAGACUCACGCUUUCACAAUGUUAAAAGUUUGCAACUCAUUAUUUUUACAACUUUUCAACAGUUCAUGACUCAUUUUUUCAUGAUUUUGAAAAGCUUCACAAAAUGAAAGGGCCAAGGCCGGUUCACAAAGAUGGGAGAAUAGCCCUGGUGGUGCACACAGACGCUACUAAAGUCAUAUUUCCUGAUUACUAUAAACAUAGACUAUAUAUGAACCGUGCUUUGUUAAAAAGGGGUUUUGAUGCAUGUGCGUAAAAUGCCGUCCCAGAUUAGCCUGUGCAGUCCACAGAGGCUAAUCAGGGACUGACACUUUCCGCUUUUAUGAAAUAUUUCGUUUAAAUAAAAGUUUCUUCUAAUCAAAAAUCAAGUUUAGACGGAAAGUGUCAUCCCUGAUUAGCCUGUGCAGACUGCACAGGCUAAU
This is a messenger RNA of Dreissena polymorpha, 2068 nucleotides long. RefSeq names its product cytoplasmic phosphatidylinositol transfer protein 1-like. Gene Ontology annotation, biological process: phospholipid transport. Bases 150 to 941 code for a protein of 263 amino acids. Lineage: Eukaryota; Metazoa; Mollusca; Bivalvia; Myida; Dreissenidae. Gene Ontology annotation, molecular function: phosphatidylinositol transfer activity; phosphatidylinositol binding. The transcript has 10 exons. The record is from RefSeq and is a predicted model, not a curated record. Gene Ontology annotation, cellular component: cytoplasm.